UUCGUAUUAACGACCACGUCACGGCAAAUCAGCAGCAGAGGAGCACACGAUUGAUAAAAAAUAUAAUUCAGAUAAGGCCAGUAGAAGAGUAUCCGAAUAGUAUUGCAACUAGGAAUUGAGCUAUUAUGGGAGUGAAUGCUAAAUUCAAAGACAUCGUAAAGAUCUCGACGUACGAUGUUGUCAAGAUGAAAGCUAUAGCUGUUGUUUGGGCAGCCUGGUACCUUUUCAGACAGCUUCUGAAAAACCUAUGGACUUCCUCUGCAAAAGCAACAAGUGCUACAGACGGAAAUCCUCCCGGAUGCCUCACAGAUGCUUCCUUUGGUCAGCAUUCUUAUAUCAAGAUAAAGGGCGUUAAACUUCAUUACGUUGAUGCAGGCCCAAAAAGUAAACCUUUACUAAUAUUACUUCAUGGUUUUCCCGAUUGUUGGAUAUCAUGGAGAUAUCAAAUACCAGAAUUAGCCGGACACUUUCGUGUCGUGGCCUUAGAUCUUAAAGGGUUCGGAGAUUCGGACAAGCCAGAAUCCACUUACAACUACCAAAUAACGAACAUAAUCGAAGAAAUAUGUGAAUUUGUGUCGAUACUGGGAUAUAGAAGAUGCACAUUGAUCGGGCAUGACAUCGGUGCUUUGAUCGGCUGGUUCAUUGUACACACAAAUCCUGAUAUAGUGGAUAAAUUCGUAUCGAUAUCGGCUCCACACCCUGAUUUUUAUUGGGACACAAUUCCUUCAUCGUACAAGAUCAAUUCCAGGUGGGUGGAGUUUUGUCAACUGCCUUUUUUACCUGAAAAAAGUGCCAUGGAUGAGGAUCUCAAAUUGUUGAAUUUACUUCAUUCCCAUCUAGGUAAAAGUGUUGAGGAUCAAUCAAUUUUAGCAGCGUACAGAUACUCCUUCUCAAGGCGAGAAGAUUGGAUCGGUGCUCUAAAUUAUUUUAGAGUCUUGCCAUUUUGGAGGCUGAGGCGGAAGGAAGUGUACCAAGUGGCUGCUUUAUUGAUAGUUGGAAAUAAAGACAACGCGGUGCAAAUGGAAAGCAUAAUUAAGUCGUGUGAUUAUUUUGAGAAAUUCGCAAUUAAAAUUGUUAACGAUGCGGGCCAUUAUCCACAUCAGGAAAAAGCGCUUGAAAUCAAUCAAAUAUUGAAAAACUAUUUGAUAGGAAACCGAGCACAACCGAUCGAAAAGAAAGUACAAUCGAAUGGUUUGGUGAACCGAAUGUUCGGCGCUGUCAGUUCUACAGUUUUUGACGCCGUACAAAAAACGACAAAUGGUAUAACUUCUAGGGCUCUCAACAUUGGCCAAAAUACUUAACAUUUAAAAUCGUUAAUUAGUCAAUUUAUUUUCAACAAGACUGAUAUUGUUUAACAGCUAAUAAAUACAAUUUUAAACAAUUCUCGAACCAUUUUACGUAC
This is a messenger RNA of Cimex lectularius (bed bug), 1402 nucleotides long. Its product is annotated as epoxide hydrolase 4-like. The record is from RefSeq and is a predicted model, not a curated record. The coding region runs from base 126 to 1301 and encodes 391 amino acids. Gene Ontology annotation, molecular function: hydrolase activity. The transcript has 6 exons. Lineage: Eukaryota; Metazoa; Arthropoda; Insecta; Hemiptera; Cimicidae.